AUGGCGGGCAGCAAGGAGGUUCUGGCUCAUGAAGCCGGCCUGGAUGGAAAUUCCCAGGAUGACCGAGAUAUGGAGCGUUUGGGGAAAGCUCAGCAAUUCAAGCGAAACUUCCGUUUUUAUUCGAUUCUGGGGUUCACGACGACGUUGAUGGCCUCAUGGGAGUCGAUUCUCCUCACGAGUACCUAUGGCCUGAUUGACGGUGGGCGAGCCGGCAUGAUUUAUGUCUACCUCGCGUCGUUUGUGGGAUUCUUCGCUUCUGUUAUUUCUAUGGCAGAGAUAUCCUCGAUCUCCCCAACAUCCGGAGGUCAAUAUCACUGGGUUAGUGAAUUCGCAGCUCCACGUUGGCAACGCUUUUUGAGCUACCUGACUGGGUGGCUGUCUGUUCUGGGAUGGCAAGCAGCCUUCGCCAGCAUCUGCUUCCUAUGCGGGACCUUGAUCCAGGGCCUUCUCGUCUUCAACUACUCCGGAUCCACGGGAUAUAUCUAUGCUUAUGAGCGCUGGCACGGAACCUUGUUGACAAUGGCGAUCGCCGCCAUUGGAACAUUGAUCAAUACCUAUGGUGCCAAGUUCCUGCCUCCGCUGGAGGGCAUCAUUUUGGGCCUCCACAUCUUUGGAUUCGUCGCUGUUAUGGUGCCCAUGUGGGUGAUGUCACCGGGCCAAGCCCCAUCAUCCGAAGUAUGGACCGUGUUCGGCAACGAGGGCGGCUGGACGAGUAUCGGCCUGGCAUGUCUAGUUGGCCAGUUGACCCCCAUCUUUUCAUGGACCGGUCCCGAUGCUGCGACUCAUAUGGCUGAGGAGGUUCAGAAUGCAGCUCUUGUCGUCCCAUGGUGCAUGGUGUCUACUGCCUUGAUAAAUGGCGGCCUGGGAUUCGUCAUGCUCGUGACUCUUCUAUACAACAUGGGUGAGAUAUCCGAUGUUCUCAGCCCGGCCAGCGGCUUCUCGCUCAUCCCGGCCGUCCACCAUGCGACGGGCUCCGUCGCCGCCACCAACGGCGUGGCGGCGAUCAUCCUAGUUAUGGAAGUUUGCAGUGCAAUAGGUAUUCUUGCGACCGCCUCCCGACAAACGUUUGCCUUUGCUCGCGAUAGCGCCCUCCCCUUCUCUCGUGCACUGGCCCACGUCAACCGCCGUACUCAGAUCCCAGUCACCUCCGUGCUCGUUUCGACCAUCAUCACCCUUCUACUGAGCUUGAUUAAUAUCGGCUCGACAGCCGCUUUUAAUGCCAUCGCCUCGGUCAUGAUUGCCGCGUUGUUCACUACGUAUAUUCUGUCGAUUGGUGCGUUUAUUCGAGCUCGAUUCCAGCCCGGUGGAAUUCCACCUUCGCGCUUUUCGCUGGGAUCCCUGGGAUUGCCUAUCAACGUCUUCUCUGUGGCGUAUCUCUGUUUCGCUAUUGUUUUCACUUUCUUCCCCACUGCCGCGAACCCAACACCGGUGGAUAUGAACUGGUCGAUUCUUGUCUUUGGAUUCGUGGUGAGUUUUUCUAUUGUCCAGUACCUUGCCCACGGACGCCUUGUCUAUCAGGCCCCGGUGACGCAGGUUCGGAAGGCGGAAUGA
Penicillium daleae is the source of this 1551-nucleotide messenger RNA. RefSeq lists its product as uncharacterized. Bases 1 to 1551 code for a protein of 516 amino acids. Gene Ontology annotation, biological process: transmembrane transport. The transcript is spliced from 6 exons. NCBI's taxonomy places the organism in Eukaryota, Fungi, Ascomycota, Eurotiomycetes, Eurotiales, Aspergillaceae. The record is from RefSeq and is a predicted model, not a curated record. Gene Ontology annotation, cellular component: membrane. Gene Ontology annotation, molecular function: transmembrane transporter activity.